AAUGCCGAGCCAGCUCGAGGGCGCCAUGGACGCGCUGAUCACGGUUUUCUACAACUACUCGGGAAACGACGGGGAUAAAUACAAGCUCAACAAAGGCGAGCUGAAGCAGCUGCUGAACAGCGAGCUCACCGACUUCCUCACGUCCCAGAAAGACCCGAUGCUUGUGGAGAAAAUCAUGAACGACCUGGACUCGAACAAAGACAACGAGGUGGACUUCAAUGAGUUCGUCGUGCUGGUGGCCGCCCUCACCGUCGCCUGCAACGACUUCUUCCAGGAGCAGCAGAUGAGAAAGCCAAGUAGAUAUGUCAACAACAACAAAAACUACUGUAAAUCUCCAGCUGAAGUUUGAUCCUUUCCCCUUAGUUGAAUGAUUCGUAAUAGUACCGUCUGAGCUGAGUGUAGCUUUAAUACAGGUGUUGCAGCCUGGAGCUGUUCAGCGUUGUGUCUCCAAAUUGUACUGGUUUUCAUUUUAACUCAACUCCGUGACCUUUGAAUUAUGUACAUUGCAGUUUAAACCGAAAUUCUCCUUUGAAAACCGGUUUUAAAAAAAGCAUG
Salarias fasciatus (jewelled blenny) is the source of this 555-nucleotide messenger RNA. Its product is annotated as protein S100-A1-like. The record is from RefSeq and is a predicted model, not a curated record. Bases 2 to 349 code for a protein of 115 amino acids. Gene Ontology annotation, molecular function: calcium ion binding; calcium-dependent protein binding. The transcript is spliced from 2 exons. Lineage: Eukaryota; Metazoa; Chordata; Actinopteri; Blenniiformes; Blenniidae.